GGGCAAACUACAUCCGUCAAAAGCUCAUCGAUCCCUGUUAGCGUCUAAUACAUCAUUCUUCGUUAUUAUCAUGGCCGUGUUGCCAUUUUCUGCUUUCCUAAUUUCCCUUCUCUUGCUUCCAUUAGCAACAUAUUCGUCUCUCCCGCCGACAUGCUACGGUUUCGACGGAAAACCCGACAUAUAUCCACGUCAAUGCACAAACUCGUCAAUGUGCUGCUACCUCAACCGCACUGACUCAUACCCUGACGACGAAUGCAUCCAAGGACUCUGUCUCAGUCAUGCAGGUGACAUGGCCGGACAAUACUUCGUUGUCGCCUGCACGGACUUGGACCGAAAAGGUGGGGUGUGUUCGGCCGUCUGGAAUGAAUGCGGUAACGACGGACACGGUUACACGCAAGCUACGCGCUGCGCGGACAAUUCAUGGUGUUGCAACAAUGCGAAUAUAACAUGUUGCGAUGGCAACCUGGGCUUCUUGCUGAAUGAAGCCGGCACGAAGAUUGUUUCUCGGCCCAGGGUUGCGUCCACGGCAGCGCUCUCGCCGGCGUUAUCUGCUACAUUCACGCCUCGUACUGACAGCUCGCUUUCUCCUACGGCUCCGAUGUCGCUGACGACAAGGAGCGAUUCACCAACUCCUCCACCGCCGAGCGCCACUGCCUCAGAGGCAAUAAAUAGAUCAUUAGGGCUCACCACGUCUGAUAAGAUCAAGAUAGGCCUUGCCGUUCCUGGCGCCGUUGCUGGUGUGGCUGCUCUCGGAUACACGAUCUAUAAGUGGAGAACGAAGGUUGUUGCGCAGAAGGCAUAGAGAGCGAUAAUCGAAGUGCGCUCGAUAGUAUUAAGUAGGAGCCCUGUCCUUAUAAGAACGAGAGAGACCACUAUAUAUGUCGCACGUGUCUCACGCGAUAUCAUACCCAUGUACUGCACUAUUCACUCAUUAGGCAUAGCUCCUAUUUCGUACAGUAUAUAGUCAGCUCAGAGCUCUAUUAAGCUCCUCAGACCUUACAAUACACUCGUUUAAUC
This is a messenger RNA of Lindgomyces ingoldianus, 1017 nucleotides long. RefSeq lists its product as uncharacterized. The transcript has 2 exons. Lineage: Eukaryota; Fungi; Ascomycota; Dothideomycetes; Pleosporales; Lindgomycetaceae. Bases 71 to 802 code for a protein of 243 amino acids. The record is from RefSeq and is a predicted model, not a curated record.